AUGGUGACCCAACGCCGAUACUCAGUCACGGGCCAGACUCCUCCGGACGAUGCCGAAGCCAUGAAGGCCCGCUCUCCGAAGUUGCAGCCUCUCGACACCAGCGUGCAAACUCCGCCGUGCGGCUACUGUGACGGCGGAGCGGACCAGUGUACCGCUGCUGAGGAUAGCGGAGCGGAGCAGCGGAGAGGAAGGACCAUGGGACAGACGGGUACCAUUGUGCGCACGUCGAGCAAGCGAUCCGCUACCCAGCUGCCUUCACCCAACUCACCCUCGCAUCAGCUGCCGCCCAAGAUUCCGCGAUAUAGACUAGAGCAUAGUGAGCAUGUGCAUAUGGACAUGGACAUGGACUCUGAAUCAGACACGGAUUCCGAUGUCACAGACGUCUUGGGCGAUGCCAGCGAGCCAGAUGAUCUCGGUUUCGAGAGUCAGGCAACAUCCGUUCCCUCGACGCCUGAGUACUCGCUUGAGGGCAGCGUGCUAAGCCUGCCUGAUGCUACGCGCUUGGAGGGCCUGCAGCUGUACGCGGAAGAACGACCGGAUGACGAACACAUGGAUGACUACGCUCUUUCGCCCUCACACUCGAGGAACCACAGCCUCGAUCGUCUCCAUACCAACGGGUCGAGUGAGGUGCAGGUGGAUUGGGCUGCACACAUUGCCCUGCAUCAAGCAAAGUCGGAAGCACUUCAUAUUGAAAACAUCGAACCACCGUCCAGCGAACCACCAUCCACCCAAGCCAUCACCCCACCCCCGACCGACACCACCCAUGCCCCCCUCACCUUUGUCACCCUCCCACCCGAGAUCCGCCAUCAGAUCUACCGCAACUGCGAAAACCUCGUCAUCGACAAACCCCUCGUAUACUGCAUUUCCACCUUUGACGGCGAAAUGCAACACGCCCUCGCUUCUGUAUCUCGCCUCGUCCGCUCCGAAGCCCUCGCCAUAUUCUACAGCUACAAUCUCUGGGUCAUAAAGGUCGAGUUCAAGAUGAUGUACGAAGCCUUCCAAGACUGGAUCAUCCGACUUGGCGAUGGUGCUGGUCUGCUGCGGCUGAUUAGCUUCUCGGUUCGCGGUUCGCUGUUCAAGCCCAAGAGGAGCCAUUCGCAAAGCGUGCUAGUACACGGACAUCUUGUGCAGCUCAACCCUGGCGUGAUUAACCCCGUAGCCGUAUCACGAGAAGAGCUCUACUGUCCCCCUGAUGGCGAUGCUAGCUUCAAGAUCGAUCUCAGCGAAAAGUACGCCGGCGGCAAGGUACAACUUGUUAGGAACGACGGGACGAAAGAGGCGGGUGAAAAGGCUCGACUCUGCUUGAGCAAGAUGGUUGAAAAUCUCUGGGAGAAGAGAAGAGCAGGCACACUGAAUGGUCAGGACUGGAUUACAAUGGUCGACAGCUUCAUCACUUUCAUCGGUGGGUGGUAA
This is a messenger RNA of Pyrenophora tritici-repentis Pt-1C-BFP, 1413 nucleotides long. RefSeq lists its product as uncharacterized. Lineage: Eukaryota; Fungi; Ascomycota; Dothideomycetes; Pleosporales; Pleosporaceae. The record is from RefSeq and is a predicted model, not a curated record.